Strongylocentrotus purpuratus (purple sea urchin) is the source of this 1172-nucleotide messenger RNA. RefSeq names its product kappa-type opioid receptor-like. Gene Ontology annotation, cellular component: membrane. Gene Ontology annotation, molecular function: neuropeptide Y receptor activity. The coding region runs from base 26 to 1078 and encodes 350 amino acids. The transcript has a single exon. Gene Ontology annotation, biological process: G protein-coupled receptor signaling pathway. The record is from RefSeq and is a predicted model, not a curated record. Lineage: Eukaryota; Metazoa; Echinodermata; Echinoidea; Camarodonta; Strongylocentrotidae.
GCGGACAUGACCUCAGAUUAAGACCAUGGAGCUUACAAACAACACCGCUCUCUACGAUGAAACUGACGAAGUGAAAUGGGCAUUUCGUGCUAUCCAGUGGAACUGGCAGACGAUUAUCCGAACAAUCCUGGCCAUCCUGGGAAUACUCGGAAACACACUUGUUAUUUUCGUGUACAUGAACCGGAAGAGAAUGAAAAGCUGUACCAAUACCUUUAUUGUGGGUCUAGCCGUUGCUGACCUCAUCACGUCCUUUCAUCAGUUCCCGAGACCGACGGAGAUAUCUGUGCCACCUGGAUUUCUUGGUGAACUCUAUUGUCGAACGUUCUUUGCCGGAUCCAAUAUCACCAUGUGGAUAUCAAUCAUAGCUUCUGUAUUCACGCUCACCAUGAUUGCCUUUGAACGGUACGUGGCAGUCGUGUAUGCGGUCAACUACCGGUCCAUCUUUUCGAAGAAACGUCCUCGAUACGUGCUCCUAAGUUGCUGGGUCGCUUCGAUAACAUUAAACACUCAAAGUUUCUACAUCUGUUUUCUAGACAACGAAAAACACACCUGCUAUGUGAAAUACCCAAGUGUACAUUUUCAGAGGUUUAUUGGCGUGAGCUUCUUCCUGAUCGAAUAUUUCCUGCCUAUGGUGAUUAUGCUGUUCACGCAAACGCGCACGGUCAUGACAUUACGCGCGCAAGCUCGUGCGCUGUCGUCUAAUCGGAAAGAAAGUAACGGUCCCGCGCUAUCGCUGCUUCAAGCAAGGCGUCGCGUCAUUGAGAUGCUCUUCAUGGUUGUUAUCACUUUUAUCAUCUGCUGGACACCCGAUCAAAUCGCCUACUUCUGCUAUCAGAUGGGUAUAUUUGAUGCUUCUUUCCUCUCAGGCUCUCUAUACACUGGCUUUGUGGUGUUGGCCUUUGCGAAUUGCUGUAUGAAUCCGUUCAUCUACGCCUCAAGGAACGCGAACUUUAGACGCGCUUUACGCGAGUUGUUUUCAAAGGGAAAGAAGAACAAGAUCCACAGUGUUAAUACUAUUGCAGGACAGGAGGAGACUAUGGCUGAUACCCUAGCUAAACAAGGAGAUCAGAUGGGAUAAACAAUUUCAAAGAACUACGGUGCCUGAAUUCAUACUGGAUUCCAUUAUUUUGUAUAAAAAUCGUUAAAGUAGAUUUUCAUUGAUUUAAAAAACU